Messenger RNA from Plutella xylostella (diamondback moth), 836 nucleotides. RefSeq names its product Ubiquitin-fold modifier conjugating enzyme 1 (gene Ufc1). NCBI's taxonomy places the organism in Eukaryota, Metazoa, Arthropoda, Insecta, Lepidoptera, Plutellidae. Gene Ontology annotation, biological process: protein K69-linked ufmylation. The record is from RefSeq and is a predicted model, not a curated record. Gene Ontology annotation, molecular function: UFM1 conjugating enzyme activity. Gene Ontology annotation, cellular component: cytoplasm.
UGACACAUGUCAUUUUGUGUUUCGAUUUCAAAGUGUAAAUAGCAGAAAGUUUAAAUUUUGCUAAAUUAAACAGGAAAAUAAUGAAAAGUAUUUGAUAUUAGGCACAAACAUGGUUGACGAAAGCACUAGGAAGACUUUAAGCAGCAUUCCAUUGCUACAAACGAAAGCUGGACCCAGGGAAAAAGAUCUUUGGGUCAACAGACUGAAAGAAGAAUAUCAGGCUUUGAUCAAGUAUGUCCAGAACAACAAGUCAGCAGACAACGACUGGUUCCGUCUUGAGUCGGACAAGACAGGCACACGCUGGUUCGGAAAGUGCUGGUACGUGCACAACCUGCUCAAGUACGAGUUUGAUGUGGAAUUUGAUAUACCUAUAACAUACCCAACAACGGCACCUGAGAUAGCCCUACCAGGCCUUGAUGGUAAAACGGCUAAGAUGUACCGAGGUGGGAAGAUCUGUCUGACGGACCACUUCAAGCCGCUGUGGGCUAGGAACGUACCGCGGUUCGGUAUCGCACACGCUAUGGCACUUGGGUUGGGGCCAUGGCUUGCAGUAGAAAUUCCGGACUUGAUAGAAAAAGGCGUCAUACAAUACCAGGAAAAAACUGACGAAGCUAAAUAACACAAGAUUAAACAUAAAUGAUAAAUAUAGGUAUGAUAUUUACACAGAUACUUAUGAAAUAUUUAAAAAAUCCAACCUGUAUAUCCUAAAAGCGAGAUGUAAUUAACUAAUUACUUUUACCUUAUUGCUUUUGCUGAUUGAGGUGAUAAUAUCGUACAUUGUACAUAAUUUUUGUAUCAAAAUGACCUUCACAAAAUAUAUUUUAUCGUUUGAAGAA